Messenger RNA from Trematosphaeria pertusa, 3495 nucleotides. RefSeq lists its product as uncharacterized. The record is from RefSeq and is a predicted model, not a curated record. NCBI's taxonomy places the organism in Eukaryota, Fungi, Ascomycota, Dothideomycetes, Pleosporales, Trematosphaeriaceae. Bases 108 to 3266 code for a protein of 1052 amino acids. The transcript has 3 exons.
CACGACAUUACACUUGUACCUACCGCCCCCGUCCUAAUACGAUCCUCAUCUGGGCAUGUAGAGCGCGGCGGCGGCUCCCUCCCCCGUGCGUCUGAGACGCCGCCAAAAUGUCAAGCCGUCCAGCGUAUCCCAAACUCUCAACCUCGAACAACCCCUUGGGUUCCAGCGGCCCUACCGGUAACCGCGUCUCGGCACAUGCGGACAGUCCUUCUGAUGGUCCACGUCAUCAGGUUGCACCCGAUCAGAUGAGCUCAAAGAAGAGGCCUUCAGGUCCACGACCACGUGGAGAUAGCCCGCAAAAUAAGCGAAGCAGGUCAGAUCUGUUAGCUUCAAAUUCUGAUAGGUACGCUGUCCCAGAGAGUCUCGCUGUGCCAUUCAGUCCGCCUCCAUCAAGAAACAAUUCCAUUAUCGGUACAUCAGACGUACCGAUACCCACAAGACCUGCACCAAAGACUAGAGAUGGACGGCGUAUUGACCACUACAGACCUACCAGAGACUGGGAUAGUCGACGAGACUCUCUGGAUAGGAGAUCAAACAAUGGAACCUCGCGAGCUUCCAACGACACCGCGAGCCCGGUCCACCGCACCAUGUCGCCACUGUCAGUAAUGCAUGGAGACGCUGGGAAUUCUGGAAGCGGAGGCUCUACUCCCCUGCAGGUUGCGCCUCCUGCCCCGUCGAUGUUCCCAAUUUCACCGAACCCCGCCUGCGCUUCGAACGGAUCCAAAUUUUCGCUGCAGGCGCUCGCCAACAUUGUCCAAUUGGCCAAUGCUGAAACCCAUAGCGUCCGAUUGACCCAGCAGGAACCGGCCGAACCUAGCGAAUCCGGUACAAUUGCUUCAUUACGCAAGAUCAAAGCACGGAAACAAGCUAUUGCGCGUUCGGAGCUAGAUGCCAGCAAAAAGCGGGUUGGCUCUGUUCUUGCCUCUCAGUUGUUGCGAGCCGCAAAUCCGGACAAGGCUAGUGCAGAUACGGCUGGCAAGAACGAGGAUGGUCCAUCCUCAAACCAGGGUGCCAAGCUCAUCGCUCUUCAGAUUGAGGUGACUAAUCUGAAGAACGAGCGAGAAACCAUGCUGAGCCGUAUCACGCAGCUCGAGCGGUUCAAAGACCUUUCGACGGAGGUGCAGACAUGGCCAGGUCGUCUCCAGCAAUUGGAGACGGUUUCUGAGCGAAGAAAGCAGCUAGAAGCUCUGCCCGACAGAGUCACGGAGCUGCAAAACACGCUUGAUGGGCUGCAUAAAUGGAAACAAUCACAUUCAAAUCCGCUGACACCGGAGCAGCUCCAAAACAGCAUAACUGCUCUGAAGACGGAACUGCAAACUCAAAUCAAGGAAUUCGCAAAAAAGAGUAUACCUGCUGCCUCGGUUCUCGGAGACGUUAAGGACUUAGGAAAGCAGCUCGAUGACCUAAGCCAUAGCAUCAGAGAUGUUGCGUCAAAAGAGACAUCGACCUACGAUAAAAUCAAGGAAAGAAUAGAGCCGGAGGCGGAGAAACUCAAGAAGAGGGUCGACGAUAUAGAUUGGGAUCUCGAAAAACUUAUUGGUCCGCUAUAUUCCGAACACAAACGCACUGGACUCACUGUCCUGGAGAGACUCACCACUCUAUCCACUUCAGUGGGUGAUCUCGCCCAGCAGAUGAAGCAGAUCGAGACAAGCAUGCAGCAAGUCAGCAAGAACAACGAUAACCUGGGAACUAGGCUCUCUCAGGUAGAGUCGAGACUGUCGGAAGCAGAACCGUUGGCAGCGAUGGUUGAAGAACUCAAUGCCAAUGUUGGCAAAGAUGGCGUACACGACAAAAAGCUUAUCGAAUUUGACGGCCGACUCCAGCGCAUCCAGGCACUUAUCCCCGAGAUAAAUCGGAUCACGGAAAAGACUGGCGAGAAGUCACAGCUCGGCGACCUCGUGUACGCAUCAGAUCCCGAUCUCAAGAACCAAUUUGGGGACAUGGUCCAAGACAUGAACGCAAUUGGUGACGACCUUGAGCGCCUGGAGAGGAAGUUGUUCCAGUUGGAGGGCACGGUGCAGACUGUGCAGACCGAGAUACCUGAGCUGUUUAUGAGUGAGAUAGAUCCCAUUAAACUAGGCGCGCGGCAGGAUCGCCAGCGCAUGCAAGAACAAGUCGAUGCACUAAAAAGACAAUCCAUCGAACACCGAUCCCGGGUCAACACACCACAGCCAGCACUGACCGCCGCGGAACGACAGCAGCUGGUACAUUUAGCUGCUGAGUCAAAGACCUUCCAAGAGGCGAGCGCGGACAUCCAGAAGUGGCGUGGUGGCGCGGACAACAAGUUGCUUGAACUGGACGUUUUAAUUACCGGCCUGGGACAGCAGAUGGAAGCCAAGACUCAGUCAAUUCAGGCUUCAGAACGACAGAUCGAGAUCCUCCAGAAUGUUCUGCGAAGUCUGGAAGACCGCUACCAGAACAUCACAACGGAAGCUUUAUACCAGCACAUGGUGCACUGGAUUGCGGACGCCUACCCCAAUGCUCCAGGCUUUCUCAAUCAACUCGGCGCUGUACAGGCAGACAUAACUUCGCUGAGGAAGUUCAACAACGAAAUUAGAUGGGUUUCCCAGGUAGCGCAGCAACUUUACGGCCUCGCGCAGAGCUCACAACAGCUCCAACAGUUAGCACAGAAUGCCGAAUCUGUGCACAGCCUACCACAGACGCUACAGAAAGUCGAUGAUACAUGCGAACUCGCGCGACAGGCGGUCGCAAAGUCUUACGACGCCACGUCGCUGGCCACUCAAACCGAGAACAGCCUCCGGGAGAUCAAUGCCACGUUAUCAGCCUUGCAAGAAACUGCAAAUCAAUUUUCUGUUCUUCAAGUCACCCAAAACGAGCUCUCUAAAAGGCUGGACACCGAGCAGACGGCGCGUGUCGAAGGCGAUAUGACGCUUGAUCACAACAUCUCCGCCGAGAAGGAGGAGCGCAUCCACUCGAUCGCCGACAUCUCAGAUUCAAUGAUUUCGUACAACCGGGACACGCAGAGUCUGAAUGAUCGCUACAACCGGAUUGAGAAUGAGACAAAGCUGUGCAAGAACCAGAUAAGCCGGAUUGAAACCCUCGUCCAGCCCGUCAAAGAUCUCGACGUUGGCCAGAUCCAGCACUUCGCUGCUGCGUUCCCCCAGAUCCUCCAGUCCAUUUAUCAGAUCCAGACAAUCGUUGAGGCUGUCAAUAAGAACCUCCAGGGCGGUGGACUGAAGUUCAAUUGGAACGUCGAUUUCGAGAAGCUCAUAAACGGCAACGACAAGGGCAAGAAGAAGGGCUAGCUUCUCAGAGAAUGACUCCGGAUCAACGACUACCCAUCCCUCUAUAUGCUCUCGACAACAUCCUUUUCCUUUCGGCCGACGUUACCCGAUUCAAGACUUUCAGCACUUGUAAUACCUAUUUCAGCAUCUCAAGCGUUUCCCAGAGUAUGCACAAAAGUUUUUCCUGCGGAGUUUCAUACUGCAUUUCUCCCCGCAUAGAUACCCUUCAGCUUCAUCGGCUAGCUUGCCU